CCAAUUGCUCUCUCUCACACAAGAGUCAUAUACUAUUUACUUCUAUCGCGUUCUGUUCACUGACUCGUCUUUCUCAUUCCAUCCCGACUCCUUCCUCUUUCAUACAAUUUCACGCUGAAUGAGCACAUCUAUUCGCUCACCACAAAGCAACAUCCGUGUCUCGUGACACUCAACUACUAUACUCGACGAUUGCGUUUUACCUACCACAUACUUGAGAACUUCUCGGAGGGCUUCUUUCCUUUCGCCUUUCCAAACGCCGCUAGAUCGUCUUGUUUGUCAAAGAACCGGCAUCACAGCGCCGAGCUUCACUUCCGACCAGUUUCCUUGACAUCUGGCGGGGUGAAUAGCGAUGGCAGCUCAUAGAAGCCGUCGUCUCCAGAAAGAGAUUCAGGAAAUCGUCAAAGAUGUACACUCCGGCAUCACCAUAACGAAUCCGCAAGGCGGGGCUGAAAUCACCGACUUCACACGCUUCAAAGGACACUUCCGAGGUCCACCAGAUACACCUUAUGAAGGCGGCAAAUAUGAGGUAGACAUUCGGAUAACGUCUGACUACCCUUUUCGACCACCUGAGAUGCGCUUCAUUACCAAAAUCUGGCAUCCGAACGUAUCGUCACAAACAGGCGCCAUCUGCCUGGACACGCUCGGAACUGCUUGGAGCCCCGUCCUCAACCUCAAGAGUGCCUUGAUCAGUUUGCAAUCACUACUCAGCAGCCCAGAGCCCAAAGAUCCACAGGACGCUGAGGUUGCUAGCAUGCUCCUCACUCGUCCGGAACAGUUCCGCCAUGUAGCGCGGGAGUGGGCGAUACGAUAUGCUGGUGCACCCAAGCCGCCACCUGGCAGCGUCAAGACUGGUGCGGGCGGCUCAGGUGAACAACAGGAGGCCGCCGGCAGCAGUGAGCGUCGCAAAGCUGAGGAGAAAGAGCGCAAACGAAAGGAAGAGGCGCGUCGUAAGGAGGCGUACAAGGGCUACAACCGCAGGAUGGUCGACCAAUUCGUCAAUAUGGGAUUUCCGGUCGAGCAAGUUGUGACAGCAUUCGAGGAUGUCGGUAUUGAUGACGCGCAAGGGAGGGAGUACACUUUGGAGGAGGCGUACAUUGGCGAUAUCACAGCUCAUUUGUUUGGUGAGCCGUGAUGACGCUCACGCCUGCUAUUGAUCUUUUCAGAUUUCUGAAUCAUUGAUUAUUUGCAUUGACUUAGCGUUAUAGCAGCACGGCGCGAGGGGAACAACGAGUGUACGAAUCAUUAGGUCUAUGAAUCAUGACGUUACAUUUUCAGCUCGUCUUCGUGUAUACGGCACCCGGUGUCUGUCAGUGUCAUGUGAGAUUCCGUCGAGCUCGUCGCAAGGAAACCAGCUUCAGCCUGCCCGCGCAACAAACAUGGACGUUCGUCCGGCGAUGCGUCAGGCAAUGCAGCUAUCUGGGCAGACCCAGGGACUUGCAGCAGCCGCUAGCUCUCAUGGGUAAGUUCUCACCAUGCCCCAUUACCUCUUCCGCGCAGG
Molecule: messenger RNA, 1498 nt
Organism: Dissoconium aciculare CBS 342.82
Lineage: Eukaryota; Fungi; Ascomycota; Dothideomycetes; Mycosphaerellales; Dissoconiaceae
Exons: 1
Coding region: 350-1132 (260 amino acids)
Biological process (GO): protein polyubiquitination; proteasome-mediated ubiquitin-dependent protein catabolic process
Cellular component (GO): nucleus
Molecular function (GO): ubiquitin conjugating enzyme activity; protein binding
Source: RefSeq, a predicted model, not a curated record